ACGACACACACCACCACCGACCAACGCAACGCAACAAUCUCCAAACCCCAAACUGCACUCCACUCCACACACGCGCGCGCGCGCACGAUCGUCUCGUCGACCAGCCAGACAAGAUGCAGCAGGGGAGGAAGAGGAGCCGCCCGCGCAUCGCCGGCGUCCGGCCGGGGCCCUCCUCCUCGCCGACGCGCCGGGGCGGGACCAGCGGCGGCGCAGGCGCCGGGCAGAGGCUCCGGCUGCCGGUGCAGCUGGCGCAGGGACCGCGGUCGCGGAGGCGGGCCGAGGGGAAGAGGGCGCUCACGCGCUCCGCCUCCGAGCCGGCGCUCUGGUGGCGCGACGACGCCCGCAUCCACCCCGUGACCCAUCCGCCGUCCCCGCCGCCGCCGCCGAUCAACCGCCCGCUCACCUGCUACGACGUCCUCGCGCCGGACUCCCCCUUCGCCUCCUCCUCCCUGCUGCUGCCGCCCGAUCGUCGCACGCCCUGGGAGGAGGCGAAGGUGGUGGUGAACGUGACGGUGGAGGGGAGCGCGGGGCCGGUGAGGGCGAUGGUCAGCCUCGGCUCCAGCAUCCGGGACGCCAUCGCCGCGGUGGUGGAGAGGUACCACCGGGAGGGGAGGAGCCCCCGGCUGGACCCGGCCUCCGCCGAGUCCUUCCAGCUACAUCACUCUCACUUCUCCCUCCAGAGUUUAAACAAGAACGACAAGAUCGGCGAAGUGGGCGGCAGAAAUUUCUACCUGCACAAAAGCGGCGGAACCAACGGGCUUGCGCUUCAGAGGGGAGAACCUGGUGUGCAUUCAGGUGGCGGCGAGACUACACAGAGCCAUGGAGGGCAGCUUGCCGGGGUCCCAUACCACCAUCACCUCCUCGCCAUUGUCAUGAAGAAGCUGGAUAAAAUCGGCAGGCGGACGAAGAGGCUUUGGAGGCUCCUCACCUGUGACUGCACAUGACAGACCCUGUGGAUGUUGAUGGUAGCCUAACAGCCGUCGUAUACUGUGACUGUCUGGUGUGGUAGGCUAGCACCAGCAAGUUAGGUUAGAAUCGGUGCGCGGUGCCGGUGGUAUUGGUAUUGAUUGACGAUAAAGAAGGCACGCGGCGCGGUAACGAAAGUUAUCCUCGUGCUGAUGUGUUGAUAGAUUCGGUUGAUCAGGUUAGGGAGUAAGGUAUAUAGCGGAGUGCACGCUUUGCAGUCCACACACAUCACUGAUAAGCACUGGUGAUUGUGUGGCUGCAAGUGCAAGGUAGACUCUCGACUAAUAUAAAUCGAUACAAAUAUAUUUCCUGCCCGGAAUUACUUGUCACGAAAAUGAAUAAAAAUGAACGUAACUAAAAUA
Messenger RNA from Triticum dicoccoides, 1328 nucleotides. RefSeq lists its product as uncharacterized. Bases 114 to 944 code for a protein of 276 amino acids. The record is from RefSeq and is a predicted model, not a curated record. The transcript is spliced from 3 exons. NCBI's taxonomy places the organism in Eukaryota, Viridiplantae, Streptophyta, Magnoliopsida, Poales, Poaceae.